This is a messenger RNA of Selaginella moellendorffii, 1572 nucleotides long. Its product is annotated as tryptophan--tRNA ligase, cytoplasmic. Lineage: Eukaryota; Viridiplantae; Streptophyta; Lycopodiopsida; Selaginellales; Selaginellaceae. The transcript has 13 exons. Gene Ontology annotation, biological process: tryptophanyl-tRNA aminoacylation. Bases 51 to 1223 code for a protein of 390 amino acids. Gene Ontology annotation, cellular component: cytoplasm. Gene Ontology annotation, molecular function: tryptophan-tRNA ligase activity; ATP binding. The record is from RefSeq and is a predicted model, not a curated record.
UGUGGAGGAUUAGGGCUAGGCAGCUCGCUUGCAGGGCCUUGGAGAAGGAGAUGGCGCAGGAGCAAGUGGUGACGCCGUGGGAGGUGUCGGGCAGCGGAGCUAUCGAUUAUGACAAGCUCAUCUCGCAAUUUGGAUGCGAGAAGCUGGAGCAGCGCCUCAUUGACAGGGUCGUCAAGCUCACUGGCAAAAGAGCACACACGUUUCUUCGUCGCGGCGUCUUCUUUGCUCACAGAGACUUUGAGAAAGUCCUCGAUUCUUACGAGAAGGGAGAGAAGUUUUACCUCUAUACUGGACGAGGGCCAUCGUCAGAAGCUCUUCAUCUCGGCCAUUUGAUACCAUUCAUGUUCACAAAAUAUUUGCAGGAUGCUUUCAAGGUUCCGCUUGUCAUACAGCUCACAGACGAUGAGAAGUGUAUGUGGAAGAAUCUGAGCGUGGAGGAGACCAAGAGACUUGCACGGGAAAAUGCCAAAGACAUCAUAGCCUGCGGCUUUGACAUAAGCCGGACAUUCAUUUUCAGUGAUUUCCAAUAUGUCGGUCGUGGAUUCUAUGAAAACAUGAUUAGCAUCGCCAAGAGUGUGACCUUCAAUCAGGUGAAGGGCAUUUUUGGUUUUGAUGGCGAGUCUCAUAUUGGCAAGAUUUUCUUCCCAGCUGUUCAGGCAGCUCCGUCUUUUCCAACCUCCUUUCCUCAUCUAUUUGGGACCAAAAGCAAGAUCAAAUGCCUCAUACCUUGCGCGAUUGAUCAGGACCCAUACUUUCGAAUGACUCGCGAUGUUGCUCCAAGACUAGGCUACCAAAAGCCUGCCUUGAUUGAGUCGAGGUUUUUCCCCGCAUUACAGGGAGAGAGUGGCAAAAUGUCUGCUAGUGAUACGAACUCUGCAAUUUACGUGAAGGAUACCCAAAAAGAGAUCAAGAAAAAGAUCGCGAAUUAUGCAUUAUCUGGAGGCGGAGAUACGAAGGAGCUACAACGAAAGAACGGUGCCAAUCUUAAAGUCGAUAUACCAUUCAAAUACUUGACGUUCUUCCUGGACGACGACGAGGAGCUCGAGAGAAUAAGAGACGAGUAUGGGUCGGGAAGAAUGCUCACUGGAGAGAUAAAAAACAUACUGAGCGAUGUUCUGUGGAAGAUGGUUGAGCAGCAUCAGCAGGCUCGUUUAGCCGUCACAGAAGAGAUGGUGGAUGCUUUUAUGGCUCCAAGAGAAAUGCCUUUUAUGUUUGAAAAGUAGCCCACAGAGCAACAAGCUCUUCAAAGUUUUGGGAGGUAUAAACCAGGAACCUUAAAACCAUUGUUACGCUGGACCGUAACUUGGGAUGGAGUGAACGGGGUAAGCGGUCUUGAUUUAGAAAACGCUCAAGAUGGUCACGCAUCGCAGCAAAAACAUGAGUUGCCAGAUUGAGAUAGUGUCGCAUUGGAACGCAUUGAUGAUGGCUGAGCUCUACCUCGGGCAAAGGAUCCAUAGCUGGAAUUCUUCCACACUGAGAGCUAGGAUCAUACGAGAGAGACCAAAAUCUUCUAGCCAUUCUCGCAGGAUACACUACUUUCUUAAGAAAAGUCAGGAUUUCCUCCGGAUUUUC